Cyprinus carpio (common carp) is the source of this 5170-nucleotide messenger RNA. Its product is annotated as serine/threonine-protein kinase D2. Gene Ontology annotation, biological process: protein phosphorylation. The record is from RefSeq and is a predicted model, not a curated record. Lineage: Eukaryota; Metazoa; Chordata; Actinopteri; Cypriniformes; Cyprinidae. Gene Ontology annotation, molecular function: protein serine/threonine kinase activity; ATP binding.
GAGGUUCAGACAGUAGGAAGGUGGAGGCAGGGGGAAGAGGGAGUGUCCUCAGUAGUUUUCUCACUGAGGCACAGCAGACACAGCUCAACACGACAAGAAACUGAAACACAGUCUGACUUGCAAAGCAAGCCUAACCAGGAGCUCUCUCCAGCUUAUUUCCUGUACUUGGAGGCCAUCUUAAGUUGACAGACUUACUGCUAUAGGCGUUUGUUUGCUUAUCUCAUUUGUUAUAGUUUCUUUUUUGUCUCCAGUGUGUCUCCUUGAAGUUUGGACGUUUUCCUCUUCAAAGCUGCUUUGGAGUAGUGGGGGAACAGGAAGCAGCAAGAGGAGGAGGAGGAGGAGAGGACAUUUAGUUUCAAAGCUAAACUUUAUCUGUAUUUCUCACCUGCUCCUUCUCUGGAAUGAAAGCUGUAUAGAGGAGCUUUCUGUGAAAGGGAGGGCGAGAAGAAAGAAGAGCCACUUCCUGGAAAGGGAUCAGUUGUUUUUAAGCUCUAGUAGACACGGGACACACAGCAAAGACGGCCACUGUUGAUGAGUGAGUGUCUGCUGGUGUGUGUAGGUGAGUUUGCUGCCUCACACUACCCAGUCUUAUCUCUUGACUGUCUUUGACUCUUCGGCAUGGCCAACGUCAGUCCCUUCAUGUCUCCGGGACCCAUGUCCCAGGUCUUCUUCCCCCCUGGGGGUCCAUCUCCACCUGGGUCAGUGGUGAUGCAGCAGGGGACACCGGUUUCUGUCCAUAACUCUCAAACCCCAGGGUUUCCUACAGUGGACAUGGGGGUUGCCCCGGGUCCCGGCGGGGCAUCUGGAAUAACUUCUGGGCCUCCGGCACCAGCCGGUGUCUCCUUCAUGAUACAGAUUGGGCUUACUAGAGAAUCUGUGCUUCUACCCCAGACUGCAGACCUGGCCUACAUCAAACAAAUUUCUUGCUCAAUUGUGGACCAGAAGUUUCCUGAAUGUGGCUUUUAUGGGAUCUAUGACAAGAUCAUCCUCUUUAAGCAUGACACCAGCAGCAGUAACAUCCUGCAGCUGGUCAAGGCUGUGUCGGACAUCCAGGAGGGGGACCUGGUGGAAGUUGUUUUGUCCGCUGCUGCUACAUCCGAGGACUUCCAGAUUCGUCCUCACGCGUUAAACGUGCACUCGUAUCGUGCACCGGCAUUCUGCGAUCACUGCGGCGAGAUGCUUUUCGGCCUGGUGCGUCAAGGACUCAAAUGCGAUGGUUGUGGACUGAAUUACCACAAGCGCUGUGCUUUUAGCAUUCCCAAUAACUGCAGUGGUGCGAGGAAGCGGCGGCUGUCCACCACGUCCCUCACCAGCAGUCAGUCUCUGCGUCUGUCCACCGCAGAGUCCCUCAGUAGUCUCAACAGCAGCGUGACGUCUGAAGAAGCCAGUCUUAUCCGAUCGCAUACUCAGAUGCCCCGCACCCCCAGUGAGGCCAGGCGCUUUUACACCGGGCGGCCCGUCCACCUGGACAAGAUCCUCAUGACUAAAGUGAAGGUCCCGCACACAUUCGCCGUUCACUCGUACACGCGUCCCACCGUGUGUCAGUACUGCAAGAGACUGCUGAGAGGACUCUUCCGCCAGGGACUCCAGUGCAAAGACUGCAAGUUCAACUGCCACAAGCGAUGUGCAUACAAGGUCCCAAAUGACUGCUUAGGGGAGACUCUCGACAUAUUAAGUCCAAGCACAGACAUGGAGGUGCCGAUGGACUACAGUAAUGAGUAUUCUGACACUGAUAAGUCAUCUCUGAUGGACGACUCAGAUGAGGCCUGCAGUAUCCCCGGGUCUUUCUCCCCAGACAGCAACCAGCAUGGAGCCACUGGAGACCAGAGUGCUAAUAUUCCUCUGAUGAGAGUAGUGCAGUCGAUCAGGCAGACCACACGUCGCUCUAGCACAGCCAUCAAGGAAGGCUGGAUGGUGCACUACAGCAACAAGGACACACUGAGGAAGAAACACUACUGGCGCCUGGACUGCAAAUGCAUCAUCCUAUUUCAAAACGACACCACCAACAAAUACUACAAGGAGAUCCCGCUCUCAGAAAUCCUUGAGGUCCGCCCGGCAGGUGAUUUCUCUCUUGUCCCUCCUGGCACAAGCCCCCACUGCUUUGAGAUCAUGACGGGUACGAUGAUCUACUUUGUUGGUGAAGACCCCAACACCACCCCGUCCCUGUCAUCUAGUGUGUCUGGUCUGCCCAUCUCCAUCAGCCCCAGCAGUGUUGCGCCCAAUAGUGGGGUGGGACGAGAGUUUGCCAAAGGAUGGGAGACUGCUAUACGUCAAGCCCUCAUGCCAGUCAUCUUCCAAGACAACCCUCCAGCAGAAGGUCAUACUCCUCACCGCCAGGCAUCAGUCAACAUCUCAGUGUCUAACAGUCAGAUUCAGGAGAACGUGGACAUUGGAAUGGUGUAUCAAAUCUUUGCUGAUGAGGUUCUGGGCUCUGGACAGUUUGGUGUGGUAUAUGGAGGAAAACACAGGAAAAGUGGCCGGGAUGUAGCCGUGAAGGUGAUCGACAAGCUCCGGUUCCCCACCAAGCAGGAGAGCCAGCUGAGGAAUGAAGUAGCCAUAUUGCAGAGCCUGCGACACUUGGGUAUAGUGAAUCUCGAAUGCAUGUUUGAGACGCCAGAGAAGGUGUUUGUGGUGAUGGAAAAACUUCAUGGUGACAUGCUCGAGAUGAUCUUGUCGAGUGAGAAAGGACGACUUCCUGAGAGACUCACCAAGUUCCUCAUCACGCAGAUUUUGGCUGCUCUGAGGCACCUUCACUUCAAAAACAUAGUGCACUGUGACCUCAAGCCUGAGAAUGUGCUGUUAGCAUCAGCGGAUCCUUUCCCACAGGUGAAACUUUGUGACUUUGGUUUUGCUCGCAUCAUCGGAGAGAAGUCUUUCCGCCGUUCGGUCGUUGGUACGCCGGCUUAUUUGGCCCCCGAGGUCCUGCUGAACCAGGGUUACAAUCGCUCUCUGGAUAUGUGGUCUGUAGGUGUGAUCAUGUAUGUCAGUCUGAGUGGAACUUUCCCCUUCAACGAGGAUGAAGACAUCAAUGAUCAGAUCCACAAUGCCGCCUUCAUGUACCCACCAAACCCAUGGAAACAGAUCUCUCCUGAAGCUAUCGACCUCAUCAAUAACCUGCUGCAAGUGAAGAUGAGAAAACGCUACAGUGUAGACAAGAGUCUCAGCCAUACCUAUCUACAGGAUUACCAGGCCUGGUUGGACCUCCGAGAGUUGGAGUCAAAGCUCGGGGAGCGUUACAUAACCCACGAGAGCGAUGACAGCCGCUGGCAGCAGUACGCCCGUGACCACACGCUGCCCUACCCUGCUCACCUGGUGCCCCCGCCACCUGCGUCCGACGACGAUGAGCUGGAGGGUGCAGAGGACGCGGACAUGCAGGGGCUGACAGAGCGUGUUAGCAUUCUUUGAAAAAGGAACUGAGGCCGAGAACAAGAGGAAUGAAGAGUACCUGCCCAACUCUAGCGAUUUUUAGUGCACCACGAGCGUAGAAUGGAGGUUGUCCUCUGUAAAAAAAUAAAAAACAAUGUAGCUUCAGUUGUCUUUGGCAGUCCGUCUGAACUCUGACCUCCUUCAGCCAGGACUGCUGCAGAUUUGUUUCUGGGAUGCAGAUAUUUAGUUUGGGAAGAACUAUCUUGGAUUCCAACAUAUAGACACAAAGUCAAACUGAAACAAUUUUUAUUUUUUUUCGAAAUAGGCUGGUUUUGGGUUCGUCUCCCCCAACUAUAUGUCUUUCUUAAGGUACGGUCACAUAUACCAGUAUUCUGCAUAUUUUCACAGGCGAAACCCAGUCAGUUCAAUGGAAAUACAUGCAAUAGUUAAUUUCAUGUCUGGACGAAAGAUUUCCUCAUGUAGAUUUCGCAAUUGGUUCAAGUUGGUCACACGCAAUCGCCACAUUUACCAACAGAAAGCUGCUUGGUCUGAAAGUGAAUUCUGUGUGAAAGGAGCUUCAUAAAUUGCUUAACUAUUGACAAUAGACUUUUCCCAUAUGAAAUUUUGCUAAUGUGACCGUAACUUUAGGGGACACAAAUAGAAGAGAACCUUCCAAAAGAUCUCGAGACAUGGUUUUAAAAUUUUGAAUAUUUGCAGCAUCUUAAAAACUUGCAGAAUAUUCAAAAAACAGCUUAAGAUGUGACACAAUGGUUAGAGACAUUCUUCUAAAUGUGUCUUUCCUGACGGUGGUGCUUUGAAGGUGAUGAAUAUGAUGAAUUUUAAUGGUCAAAACUGUCUAAAGGUAUGGUCACAUAUACUGGUGCUCCUUGAAAUUUUAAAUCCAAAAUCAAUUCAAUACAAAAUCAAAACAUUAGUUCAAAGGUUAAGUUGUUCCUCGAGCAGAUUGCAUUCAUGUUCAUGUGAAUUUGCCACAUUGAUCAACAGAAAGUUGAAAACGGCUUCUGUGAACGGUGCUUCAUGCAUGGACAGCAGACCAUUUUUGCCCGCAAAAUUUCACCCAAAUUUUGUGACCUAAACUGCUAAACUGCAGCAUUUGUUUAACAUGCAAAUUAAUCUCACUAAUUGACUAAUCGACCAUCAUGACCCAUCCCUAGUUUGUUUUUCACAACUGAUUGACGUCAAGCUGAUAAUCUCCAGGUCACCAGAAAUGUAUUAGUCAUGAUACAAAUGGAAAGGAAAAAAAAAAAGAGUAUCUAUUAAGCUGGACUUUUUUUCUUUGUCUGCGCUCUGUAGUGACACCACCUUUAGUUUCAGAUCCACUUUUUAUGUAUUACUGAGAACCUUUUUGCAAAAAUACCUUGGAAGAAGUCCGAGAGUCUGGUGUUUUCCAGUAUCGUCAUCGGUUUACCCUCCAUGGGGAAGACGACUUCACCUCUGAGAAUGGAUGUUUUCUUAUGAGGACUGAUAUGCAGGUUGCCCCUCGGCCUUAUCUGCAUACAAAAUGAGUGCACAAAGACUACCUAGACUGUUCUUAGAUCAGCCGCUGUUAGCAACCGGCUGAUCUUUGCUAGUACUAGCUGUACUGGAUGUGUAUUCUUAUUCCUAACUGACCCUAAACCUGAGCAUUAGGCUGCAUGUCACUGAGAAUUAGGUUUGCUUGAAACUUAUUGCUAUGAAGGACUGUUUUGUACACAUGUAACCUUAGAGAUUCUGAUGUAGUUCGUGGAAGGUAAUGUUGGAGCAUUUCCAGCAGGUAUAAUAAACAUGGUGAUGCAUAAAUCAA